AUGCAGCAGGCCUUCCAACAUCUUGCACUCGGGCCAAUCGUGAAGUUAGAUGAUGCGAUAUUCACCGGCACGUUCAUUGGCAACACGGCGCAAUUCUUGGGCAUUCCCUUUGCCAAACCCCCUAUUGGAAGCCUCCGCUUCCAGGUUCCUCAACCAUUGCCUCCCUAUGAAGGUUUACACACUGUAGCAGCCUAUGGUCCGGCCUGCUCUCAACAGGAAUCAUCGAUACAAAGAGGGAUAGCCCAAAUGAUCACCGAGUCAAGCGAAGAUUGUCUUACACUCAAUGUAUUCACGCCUGCCGUCAUGCUCCCUGGAUCAAAACUGCCAGUAGUCGUGUAUAUAUUCGGUGGCGGUUUUGAAACUGGAAGUGGUCAAUCAGAGUUCGGUAAUAUCACAGUCAACAGGUCGUUGCAAGUGCACGAACCAGUUAUCUAUGUUAGCAUGAACUAUCGAAUGACGUCUUGGGGAUUCCUAGCGAGUGAAGAAGUCAGGCAGGCUGGGACUGGAAACUUAGGCCUCCGAGAUCAGCGACUUGCACUUCACUGGGUCAAAAGAUAUAUCAGCUCGUUCGGCGGAGAUCCAACAAAGGUAACCAUAUGGGGCGAAAGUGCCGGAGCGAUAUCUGUCGCUCUCCAGAUGCUCGCUUAUGAUGGUCACAAUGACGGUCUCUUCCGCGCGGCAUUUAUGCAAUCAGGAUCCCCGACACCUGUGGGCGAUAUCACCAAUGGUCAACAGUAUUAUGACUUUCUUGUUGAUAAAACAGGGUGCAAGGGGGCGAUCGAUACAUUGGAAUGCUUGCGAGCGGUACCUCAGGAAAUUCUGCAAACCGCUGUGGAUGAAACACCGUCUAUUUCUUCUUACCAGUCACUUGUUUUGGCUUGGAUGCCAAGGGCAGAUGGGAUAUUUUUGACUGAUAACUUCCAGCGCCUCGUCCAACAGGGGAAAAUUGCAAAUGUACCUUUUAUCACAGGCGACUGCGAUGACGAGGGAACAGCCUUCGCCUUCAGCACCACUAACACCACGACAAGCGAGCAAUUUCAUGAAUAUUUGAAAACAUAUUGGGCGCGCAAUGCAACAGACGAGGAGAUCAAUGGAAUUCUGUUCAUGUAUCCUCAAGACCCGACGACAGGAUCUCCGUUUGGAACUGAAACCCUCAACCAGCUGACCCCGCAGUUCAAGCGUAUAGCUGCUUUUCAGGGAGAUGCCGUUUUCCAAGCUCCGAGACGGUUCUUUUUACAUGAGCGGUCAGGGAAACAAAAGAUAUGGACCUAUCUCAGCAAAGGACUCAAGGCAGUUCCGCUUCUAGGCGCGUUUCACAGCUCCGACUUCGUUGAUGAGAUGUGGGGUGGACAGGGGAGUUUAUUGGAUUACUUGAUCAAUUUUGCAACACACCUUGAUCCUAAUGGGAAUCUCACUGGUAUUUUCUGGCCGGAAUACGCUGUUGAAUCGAAGGAUAUGCUGAUGUUUGGGGAAUGGCCUUGGUCUCCACCCACCAUUAUUCAGGACACGUACAGGAAGGAGGCGAUGGAGUACUUGAUAAAUUUCACUUUGACUUACCCUCUUUAG
Molecule: messenger RNA, 1566 nt
Organism: Suillus subaureus
Lineage: Eukaryota; Fungi; Basidiomycota; Agaricomycetes; Boletales; Suillaceae
Product: carotenoid ester lipase precursor
Exons: 14
Coding region: 1-1566 (521 amino acids)
Source: RefSeq, a predicted model, not a curated record